Capronia coronata CBS 617.96 is the source of this 2973-nucleotide messenger RNA. RefSeq lists its product as uncharacterized. NCBI's taxonomy places the organism in Eukaryota, Fungi, Ascomycota, Eurotiomycetes, Chaetothyriales, Herpotrichiellaceae. The coding region runs from base 1 to 2973 and encodes 990 amino acids. The transcript is spliced from 4 exons. The record is from RefSeq and is a predicted model, not a curated record.
AUGGCUGGACUCGACACUUUGUGCUAUUGCAUAUCGUUAUUGACAGCUGGAUGUCUUGCGCACCUGUUCCCAAUAUCGACCGCUCACGAUCGGCCGGUCCACCUCAUUGCGUUGGCCCUGACUGCAUGCUCAUUCGCGCUUCCUGGCAUAAGCAAGGCCCUGCCGCGACUGUUUCAUCCUGCAGAAUCCAGACACGAAGACUACACUGCUCUACCCUUGGAUGAUCUGGGCUAUGUGAAUAGAAAACCUGACCCUGCGGAGACUCCUUCAACACAUCCUCGACACAAUGGAAAGGUUCGCAUCUCGGUAUUGGUGGCUGCAGUCUCGGUCGUGUGUGUGCGCCUCGAGCUCUACCGGCGAAUAUCGAUGGCAACGGAAUGCACCAUUGACAGCAUUGAGGUCUUCCUGCCAUUCUUGCUGGCCGUGUAUGAUGCCGUCCGAUCUCAGCGCGCACGAAGGCUUCAAGAAGAAGAAAGACCGGACAGCAGUGCCUACGAUGCCUUGCGCGCAACCCUGCGCGCACACGUUCUUCGGCCACGUACUCGGUAUUUGAUACCGAUGUUUCUAGUGUCCUACGGCUGUUAUCGCAUACUCUACCUUUGGGACCCUGUUACUUCAACGUAUAUCUGCCCGCUUGUGACUGGUGAAGGCCGGAUCGUCCCAGCGAUGCAGGUCGCAGCGCUCGUCCUGGAUUUAUGCCUUGUAAUUACAGUCUACGAAAGUUCGCCGAAGCAGGAUGGUAAAGGCCUCUCGCCCCGAAGAUGCGUGGUCCUCUGGAGCACUGUGAUGAUCGCCACCGCCAUUGUCUGGUCGGUUGUGGGCGUAAUCGUCUACAUCUACAUGCCAGAGCACAGAGCCUGGCUCUCCUUGCUCGAGCCACCCCUGAACUUUGGAGAUCUAAUGGCCAUCACGGGGCAUGUUUUACUGUUCUGCUUAUUGUGUAUAUCAAGCUUACAUUGUAUUAUGGUGUACGGCGUUGCAGAGAUGUCGCUUCAUCUGACGGCUGUGAUGACUAUGAUACCCGGACUGGAAUUCAUCUGGUUGCAUAAAAGCCCUUUUCCUCCAAUACCCGCAUUUGCCACGACAUUAUCCUUCUUUCUGGUCUUCUUUGGGCGAUGGAGUUAUCACCGUAUCCAACAAGCGUUGGGUGAGCGGGACAGAUCGAAACCCUCGCGCCAUAUGCUCCUAUUUAUCUUCCUGUGCGUUCUCUUGUUCCCGGCCUGGUCGAAGAAGAGUUACGUGCACUUCCAUCCUAUUGACUUGCUUAUCUACGACGCGAAAAUCCACCAUGAGGAAUACCUAAAGGCCUUGGGAAACACCACCUCACUCUCCGAAACAGUGACUCAAUACAAACAGAAGUACAACAGGAAUCCUCCGCCUGGGUUCGAUGUGUGGUUUGAGUAUGCAAAGAACAGGUCGGCGCUGAUUGUGGAUGAGUUUGAUCAGAUAUACGAAGAUCUGUUACCGUUCCGAGCGAUUCCACCAGCAGAUCUGAGGAGACAGACUUGGGAAAUGGUUUCGAAUCCGUGGAAUGAGAUAUCAGGGAUUACUAUCCGGAGCGGCAAAGCGCUGGUGCAGGAAAAUGUCCUCCCGACCCAUCGAUGGAUGCUUGAGGGUGUUGCAGUUCUGAUCAACAGUUUCGCCCAGUAUUUACCAGACAUGGAUCUCGCCUUCAAUUUGAAUGAUGAAUCAAGGGUAGCAGUCCCAUACAACGACAUCACAUUCCUGCGCGAGAAGGGUCGAUCGGCAGACGAAAGCGGGCGCUCCGGUUGGUCGCAAGAUCGCGCUGCGGGUUGGCUACCUAUACCGGAACACGAGUUCACCCAGACUGUCUUUCGUGACAUGUCUUUCCGCAACACUUUCCGGCAAUACGGCUCCGUGGGAUGCAGUCCCUCGUCUCUGGCCCGGCGCGCCCCUCAUAUCUCGUCUCACUCACACAUCUGUGGCUCCUGCGUACGGCCGCAUUCGAUUGGUCAAUUCGUAGCGAACUGGUCCGAUGCAGCAGACGUCUGCCACCAGCCUGACAUGGCCGAUCUCCAUGGCUUCUACUUGUCGCCGGCGGCCUUCAAAACCUCACAUCAACUAAUGCCGGUCUUCUCGCAAUCCAAACCGCACGGCUACAACGACAUCCUCUAUCCCUCCGCGUGGAAUUACAUGGACAAAGUCGUCUACGCGCCUAGCGAGGAAAAAGGCACGCGGGGACAAGACGACUAUCAUUCCAGCUUUCCCGACCUCCCUUUCGAGCAGAAAGAAAACACCUUGUUUUGGCGCGGCGCCACUUCCGAAGGCGUCUCUUCAGGCAACGGUGUCUGGCGCGGCAUGACCCGUCAACGUCUCGUCCACAUGGCGAACAACAUCACGACCUCUUCCCACGACCGAUUCACCAUCCUACUUCCCAACCCCAGCGACCACAAGAAAUACAAAUACCAAGUUCUGCCCGGCCCGGCGGUGAAAGAGCUAGGUCUGAAACCAGACAUCGCCAUAGUCGACCGCAUCGCGCGCUGCGGCGGUGUCGACUGCCACGACCAAGAAUCCGAAGUCCACUUGGUGCCCCCCACCGAUUUCCAGGCUCACUGGCGCUACCGCUAUCUCUUCGACCUCGAUGGUGCAGGCUUUUCCGGCCGAUUCCUGCCAUUUCUCCAGUCUCGGUCUGUGCCGUUUAAAACCGCCUUGUUUCGCGAAUGGUACGACUCCCGGCUCACGGCGUGGCUGCAUUUCGUGCCGCAGGAUAGCAGACUUCACGGCGUAUGGAGCACGCUGGCCUAUUUUGCCGGAGUCAACGGCACGAUGUUCGGCCAGAGUAUUUGGUGGAAACCGCAUCUCAGGGAAGCCGAGAUCAUUGCCGAAGCGGGCAGAGAGUGGGCGGGAAAAGUCCUGCGCAAGGACGACAUGGAGUUGUAUUUCUUCCGCCUGUUGCUGGAGUGGGGCCGCUUGACGGACGACCGCAGGGAUGAGUUGGGAUUCGAUCUCUAG